AUGCCUGAUUUGGCAGUACUAUGGACACAGUGGAAAGAUCAUCGUUUUAGUCAUACAUUCCAUAUAACCUUCGUAGUCAACAGCCUAACGUGUAAGCUUGAAAGUCAGACACAACUCAGUGGAGAAGAUGAAACAAAAUCAGAACAUCGCGUGAACAAACGUGACGUCACAACUGAUCUCAGGUGGCUGGUUGAGAACUUGUCAAUAUUGCGAGGACCCCCUGGUCCACAAGGCCCACCUGGAAACAAUGGAAUUCCUGGAAUCCCUGGAUUUCCAUGCAUUGGAUCUGCCGAGUCCAACAAUGACAACGAUAACGAUGAUGGACCAGGAAGUGGUGAUCGUGCAUCAACCAAUGUAAAUGGAACGACUGGAUCUGUGUAUGUGAGAUGGGGAAGAUCAACAUGUGAAGAUACUGCUGAACUAGUUUAUGAAGGUGUCAUGGGAGGAGCACAUUACACUCAUACGGGUAGUGGCUCUAACUAUCAAUGCCUGCCAUUGAAUCCCAUAUAUGAUGACUUAGGAAGUGGUACCGGAAGGUCACGUGCUUUGAUGUAUGGUGCAGAGUAUCAGAUUUUUAACUUCGACACCUUGUCAGCUGCAAACGAUCAUGAUGCAGUGUGUGCAGUGUGCAGAGUCCGUUCUCGUGGUACCGUCUUAAUGGUUCCUGCUCGUAAUGAAUGCCCGUCAACUGAGUGGACCAGAGAGUAUUAUGGCUAUUUGAUGUCCCAACAGUAUAAUUACCAAAAACAUGAUUUUGUAUGCGUAGAUAGUAAUCUCGAAGGGAGAAUUGGUGGUCAUGAAAGCCUCGAUGGAGCGUUGUUGUAUCCUGUAGAGGGCCGAUGUGGAUCACUUCCAUGUGGUCCAUAUAUAGAUGGCAAUGAAUUGACAUGUGUCGUCUGUACCAUCUAA
This is a messenger RNA of Saccoglossus kowalevskii, 909 nucleotides long. RefSeq lists its product as uncharacterized. Lineage: Eukaryota; Metazoa; Hemichordata; Enteropneusta; Harrimaniidae. The record is from RefSeq and is a predicted model, not a curated record.